AUGCUGACACAUUUUGCAGAUUUGGAGAGCACGAGUCCAUCGCCUGCCCCUCGCUUCGCUUGGGUUUCUCCACCCCCUCCAUAUAUACGCACAGACACACACGCUCAGACAUGCAGAAAGGGGAGGGAAGGAAAGAUAUAUGAACGUCUUCCUCUGAGAGCCACAGAGGUGGUGGCGACGGCGCUGCUGCUGGGCGACGAGGAAGGGCCAAGGGGCGAACGGGGAGAUGGGCAGGCGGCCGCGGCGCUGCUUGCCUGGCUGCUGCAGAGCCCUGAGCGCCUCUCGGCCUUGUGCCGCCUGCUUCCGGGCUCUCUGCUUGCCGCCCUGGCCACUCGCUACUCCCAGUUGAGCGCCUCUUACUUGGACCUCCUCGUUGCCUGGGGAAGCCGCUUGCUCUAUGACCCCUUGCAGGGCCGAUGGGGGAGUAGCUGCUUCGAGCAGGCUGAGCUGUCCUGGGCGGAGCUGAGGGAGCGUUUUGACUGCCUUUGCCGUGCGCCGGCACCGCUCGGGGCGCAAACCCGCGCUGCCCUGGAGCUCCUGAAGGUGCAGGAUGGAGACUUUGAUGUCCCUGGCGUCAGCGUGUGGACUGACUUACUGGCAGAGGUAGAGAAAUCCCUGAGGAAAGCAGUGAAGCCGAGAGCAGACUUAAAGCUUUUGAAAGCCAAGAAGACAGUUUAG
Messenger RNA from Tinamus guttatus (white-throated tinamou), 678 nucleotides. Lineage: Eukaryota; Metazoa; Chordata; Aves; Tinamiformes; Tinamidae. The record is from RefSeq and is a predicted model, not a curated record.